Messenger RNA from Ceratosolen solmsi marchali, 327 nucleotides. Its product is annotated as cyclic nucleotide-gated cation channel alpha-3-like. Gene Ontology annotation, cellular component: intracellular cyclic nucleotide activated cation channel complex; plasma membrane. The transcript is spliced from 3 exons. NCBI's taxonomy places the organism in Eukaryota, Metazoa, Arthropoda, Insecta, Hymenoptera, Agaonidae. Gene Ontology annotation, biological process: monoatomic cation transmembrane transport. The coding region runs from base 1 to 327 and encodes 108 amino acids. Gene Ontology annotation, molecular function: cGMP binding; intracellularly cAMP-activated cation channel activity; intracellularly cGMP-activated cation channel activity. The record is from RefSeq and is a predicted model, not a curated record.
AUGUCUUAUUUGAUUUGUUCCAAACUAGACGGUGUAAAAACAUAUAUGCGAAUGAGAAGAGUACCAAAUCACCUGCAAGUCAAAGUUAUAAAGUGGUUUGAUUACCUGUGGUUAACACAAAAAUGUUCCGAUGAAGAAAAGGCUGUCAGCUGUUUACCAGAUAAAUUGAAGGCAGAAAUAGCUAUAAAUGUUCAUCUGGACACGCUUAAAAGGGUUGAAAUUUUUCAAAACACGGAGGCUGGCUUUUUAUGCGAACUCGUGCUGAGGCUACGCCCAGUUCUUUUCUCACCCGGAGACUAUAUCUGUCGGAAAGGUAAUAGAAAUUAA